GAAGUUUACAAUCUCUUCCGGGCGCACGCUGACACGGAGACUGGAGCAAUACAUCCAUGGUCUGAAGCUAAAUCCUUAAAGUUAUAAUAGUUCUAUGUGUAAUUGCGUUUUCAUCGUUGCAGGGGGAAGUUGUACGUUUACAUUUAAACGCAGAAACUUGCUUAAGCGUGUUCUCGUUGAAGCCGCAGCCGGUUAACGGCUCUGCCUGUAUUAGCCGAACAUGUCUGCGGAGGAAGCGGACAAAACAGCCACCACUGAUGCUAGCGCUGGAGAUGAGGAGGAGGAAUGGUUGUAUGGAGAUGAGUCUGAGAGCAAAGAUGAGGAUGAAGAAGCUAAACUGAACGCUGCAGUCAGUGCACCCGCUGAUGCCACAGAGGAUGCUGCUGCACAUGCAACAGGAAAUGGAGUUGCCUCCGAGGCCACAGGUGAAGCGGCAGGUGAAGAUGUGGACAGUGAUAGUGACAGCGAUGAUGACGACGAUGAUGUACGAGUCACUAUCGGAGACAUCAAAACUGGAGCCCCUCAGUACACAACUUAUGGAGCUCCUCCUGUAAAUCUCAACAUAAAGACAAUUGGCUCCAGACCUUAUGGACAAGCUUCAAAGAUGAAGGGAGUGGAUCUUGAUGCUCCUGGAAACAUUAAUGGGGUUCCAGUGGUUGAGGUGGAAAUGGAGUCCUUUGAAGAGAAACCCUGGAGGAAGCCAGGAGCGGAUCUGUCCGACUACUUUAACUAUGGGUUCAAUGAAGACACGUGGAAGGCCUACUGUGAAAAACAGAAGAGGCUACGUAUGGGUCUGGAGAUUUCCACAGUCAGUUCAGUGACAAGCAAGAUCACUGUGAGAGACUCUUCUGCUCAUGUUCAGCAAGGCCGAACAGGCAAUGAGAAAGACAUUUGCACUCUGCCUGUUCAUACUUCGAAGCCAGAUUUCCCAUCUCCUGUGAGCUUGUACAAGUCUGCCGUCUGUCAGGUCACCAGUAGGAUCUCCCCCCCUCAGUGGAUUGGCCCACCUGUUCAGGACAUGUCCUAUUAUAUGAAGAGUGGUACGAUCGAUGUGAUUGGUGGACAGACGGCCACAAUCAGCAGGGUUGAAGGGCGACGCAGACACAACCUGGAGGGAAACAAUAUCCAGGUGAUUUCUGAACACUCUACAUCAGAUGCUGAACCAACUUCAGCUAAGAUUCCCACCUUCUUCCCACCUGGACCACUUCCUCCAAACAUACCUCCACCUCCAUUUCUCCCUCCACCACCAAAUGUCAGCACUGCGCCCCCACUCAUCCCCCCACCUAGGCUGCCCAUUACUGUCCCUCCUCCUGGUUUUCCUCCUCCAACUAGUGGGCCCCCACCUUCCAUUAUCCCCACCCUGGACAGUGGUCACCCUGGAGGUUAUGAUGGACGCUCUGUUCCUCCGUACCCCUUCCCUCAAGGAGCUUAUCCUCCACCCAUGGCUGGAGGUGUGCCUCCUCCAUGGCCCCCAAUAAUGGACAACUCUAAACCCUGGGAUUAUUAUUCCCGUCGAGAUGACAAGAGGGAAAAGGAAAGAGAAAGGCCCAGGGAGAGGACUCAUGAGCGGGAGAGAGAAAGAGAGCAUAGUCCUUCAGCUAUGGGCUACACUAGUGAUGAGGAGCGGUAUCGUUUCCGCGAGUACCAGGAGCGUGAGCGCCAUCGUGAAAGGUUGAGUCGAGAGAAAGAGGAAAGACACAGAGAGAGGCGGCACCGAGAAAAAGAGGAAGGACGCCACAAGUCCUCUCGCAGCAGCAGCAGCAGGAGGAGACACGACAGCGAGGAGGGAGACAGCCACCGGAGGCACAAACACAAGAAGAGCAAGAGGAGCAAGGAGGGAAAAGAGGCCAGUGAGGAGAUCAGUGCAGACCAAGAGAACCAGGAGGCCAUGGAGUAAUGUUUGCUACCUCCCUUGUGUCCCCUCUCCCUCUUUGUCUCUGCCAGUCUCCGUUCCCUGUCUUUGUGUCCCUCCAUUCUCCAACCGAGAUGAGAUAGAAGAAAAGAGCAAUGAGUGCAGACCACCAAAACCAGAAAGUUGCAGAGUGUGCGAUGUGUGCUGCCACUCCUCUCUCCCAUCAGUCUCCAUCCUCCUCCCUGUCGUUUGUCCUCACCAUCACUUCAGACAGACAGGUGGUGAUGGAUGGAUGUCUGCCCUCUGUUUCAUCCGUCUUACAGUCACAAGUUGACAUCAUUUCUCAACCACCUCCAGUCUCUUCCUGCCCACGUCUCUUAGCACUGCUGCAACUGUUGCCUCUUGCUCACAGGUUUCACUGUACAGUCGAGAUGAUCAGCAAAAUUUUCUCUCUUUUUCAUUAUGUCAUUGGUUGAUCCUUUUGAUUGUGUCCUGUGUGAAGACACCUGUAGAGCUAUCAGUUUAAGUUCAAUUAAAAAAACAAAACACUUUUUUGAUAAAAAAAAA
Molecule: messenger RNA, 2419 nt
Organism: Solea solea (common sole)
Lineage: Eukaryota; Metazoa; Chordata; Actinopteri; Pleuronectiformes; Soleidae
Gene: fip1l1b
Product: FIP1 like 1b (S. cerevisiae)
Exons: 16
Coding region: 221-1897 (558 amino acids)
Cellular component (GO): mRNA cleavage and polyadenylation specificity factor complex
Molecular function (GO): RNA binding
Source: RefSeq, a predicted model, not a curated record